Messenger RNA from Nycticebus coucang (slow loris), 1179 nucleotides. It is a transcript of the gene MADCAM1, whose product is annotated as mucosal vascular addressin cell adhesion molecule 1. Gene Ontology annotation, molecular function: integrin binding involved in cell-matrix adhesion. Gene Ontology annotation, cellular component: membrane. The record is from RefSeq and is a predicted model, not a curated record. Gene Ontology annotation, biological process: leukocyte tethering or rolling; integrin-mediated signaling pathway; heterotypic cell-cell adhesion. The coding region runs from base 88 to 1131 and encodes 347 amino acids. Lineage: Eukaryota; Metazoa; Chordata; Mammalia; Primates; Lorisidae. The transcript is spliced from 5 exons.
GGAGGGGGGUGGAGAAGCAGAGCAGAUGGUGGGAAGGAAUGAGCGCCAAUAUUUAAGCCGCUGGCCCUUGUGCCUGGGAAGGACAGCAUGGAGUGGGGCCUAGCAAUUCUCCUGGCCCUGGGCUUGGGCCUCCUGCGGCCAGGCAGAGGCCAGCCCCUGCAGGUGGAGCCUCCGGAACCAGAAGUGGCCGUGGCUCUGGGCGCGUCUCGUCAGUUCACCUGCCGCCUGACCUGUGCUGGCCGCGGGGCCGCUGUGGUGCAGUGGCGCGGCCUAGACACCAGCCUGGGUGCGGUGCAUUCAGGCGUCGGCCACAGCGUACUCACGGUGCACAACGCCUCGCUGUCUGCAGCGGGCACCCGCGUGUGCGUGGGCUCCUGCGGGGACCUAACCUUCCAACGGACUGUGAAGCUCAUGGUGUACGCCUUCCCAGACAAGCUGACGGUCUCCCCAGCAACCCUGGUGCCUGGAGUAGCCCAGGAGGUGGCUUGUACCGCCCACAAGGUUACACCUGUGGGCUCUGAUACCCUUUCCUUCUCCCUGAUCCUGGGGGACGGAGAACUGGAAGGAGUCCAGGCCCUGGGCUCCCAUGAGGUAGAGGAGGAGCCCCAGGAGGAUGAAGACCUGUUCCACGUGACAGAGCGCUGGCUGCUGCCCCCACUGGGAACCCGCAUUCUGCCUGCCCUCUACUGCCAAGCCACCAUGAAGCUGCCUGGCUUGGAGCUCAGUCAUCGCCAGGCCAUUCCAAUUCUGCACAGCCUGACCUCCCCGGACCCAUUCAACACGACCACUCUGGAGCCCCCCAACAUGACCUCACCGGAACCCCCUGAUAUGACCUCUCUGGAGCCCCCUAACACAAUCUCAUUGCAGCCCCCCAACAUCAUUUCACCAGAACCCCCUCACAUGACUUCCCCAAAGGCCCCCCCCAAGCAGGACUCCAUGUGGACUUGCUGCUCUGAAAUCAACCAGGCUGUGCCCACAGAGGGAGGAAUGGCCCCCAAAAGCUCGCCCAGUCCGGAGCCUGGCCAGCCGUCCGCAGCCUUGUGGACUGGCAGCCUGGUGCUAGCGCUGCUGCUACUGGCCUUCCUCGCCUAUCGCCUGCGGAAACGCUGCGGCUGCCCAAGCCCUGGCUAAGGACUACGCUCACCCGCCAGCUUCUCUGCCGCGCCCCCUCCGGGAGUC